Molecule: messenger RNA, 1640 nt
Organism: Exaiptasia diaphana
Lineage: Eukaryota; Metazoa; Cnidaria; Anthozoa; Actiniaria; Aiptasiidae
Product: zinc finger CCCH domain-containing protein 15
Exons: 1
Coding region: 121-672 (183 amino acids)
Molecular function (GO): metal ion binding
Source: RefSeq, a predicted model, not a curated record
AGGCAACGAUGACGGUUAAUCUCAAUACAGUAUAAAUUUUCGUAGAUCUAAGAACUAAGUUUUCUCCCGGUUGAACUAGGAGCGACUGGCUAUAAAUUGCAGUCUUUGCUACACACAAUAAUGUCUCUUCUUGGUCUUUUGGAAUACGAAGGUUCAUCAUCUGACUCUUCAGACUCAGAAGAUACUAAAGGAGAUUGGAUUUUGAAUCAUUUAAGCCAUUCUACACAAAUGUCAGAAAAUGCUAAAACUUUUCACCUCCCCUCGCCUGAACUGGAACCAACCGUUGAUAACAACUCUUCGCGAACGUUUCAGGAAUCGUCAGUUUUCUACAACCCGUUCAAAGCAGAGGAGAAGAAAAAACUCGAUCUAUUAGAAAAACAUGUCCAUCUUUCAAGUCUAACUCCUCCUCCAAAGAGAAACAAAGGAAUUUGUUACAAGUUUCAAAAAGGAAAAUGUCGAUUUGGAGACAAAUGUCGAUUUGCACACAAUGUAAGCCUAAGAAGUACGGAAAAAAAGCAAGUAAACUAUGACGAUAAUCAUCUACAAACAUCAUGUGAAGAUGAGGACCAAAAUAUCAAAACAAAGUACAAAAAGCGGAAAGUGGGAUUGAGUGACUCGGUAAUUCCACCUAAAAGGGCGAUGAAAGCCUUCUAUGAGCAAAAAGGGACUUGAUUGGUUAAAGGACUUUCAUGACUCAUUAUUAAUUUACGCCCAUCAUGAAAAUCAAAACUUACAGGAUAGAUAGAUAGAUAUUCCCGAACAUGUAGGGUUGCAACUUUUAUGAAAACCAUAGGCUACCCAACUAUAGCUUGAGAGAAAGAAAAGAAUGAAUGCGCACGCUUUUAUAUUAUGUUAUCGAAUCGGCGUGCGCUGUGGGUUACCUGUGGUAUUACGUCACGAUCGCGUGCCUCGCGAGAUACAAACUAGUGUGGUUUGUAUCCCGCGAGGUGCGCGAUAGUGACGUAAUACCACAGGUAACCCACAGCGCACGUCGAUUCGAUAACAUAAUAUAAAAGCGUGCGCAUUCAUUCUUUUCUUUCUCUCAAUCAAUAGUUGGGUAGCCUAUGUGAAAACCUGAUUUUAUCCCACCUCUGGAUUGGAUGGCACUCGUUUGGAUGAAUCCAAAACAGGUGGCUUUUUAUCUUUUGUCAAAUUCUUCAGCCUGGAACUGAAGCCAAUUUGUUUUGUGUUCAUCCAAGGUGAGUUUGUGAUAGGUGUAUUCAAGUCCAAAAUGAGCAUGCUAUCUACACACUGUCUCUUAAAGUAUAUGCCCUUCUGCCAUCCCAAUCAAAAUACCACUAAACAAAAUUGUGGUCACCAAUUUAUGAUAUACCUGUACAUGAUACAGAAGGAGAGGGGUUGUUGUUGUUUAAAACAGCUUUGAGUUUGUGACAAUUGUCACAGAUGUUGUUUUUUGAAUUUAGGAAUAUGUAAAUUUAUUGUACCUUAGGGGAAAAAAAGAAAAUAAUCUUACAUGUAAAAAUCUAAAGAAAUGCUGUUCUACAUUUCAUAAUGGCUCGACCAUGAAGACAAAUUGUGCUAAUUAUAGGUAAAUCAAAAUACACAAGCUACUAUAAGUUAAUUGUAAUAUUUUAUUAUACAGUAAGACCUUACUAAGUUUGAUAAAUUAAUUCAUCUGA